GCGCAUGCGCAGCCGGCGGCGAGCAGGCGCAAUCCGCGGCCCAACCGCAAGAGACGGAGCGUGCGCGAAACCAGGAAGUUCGGCGUACUCUAGGAGGAGGAGCUUCGAGUAGGCUCCGCCCGUCCCUUCUGGUUGUCAUAGUGAAGGCUAGUACACUGAGCCUCUGGUUCCCGAGAACUGAAAGCUUGAAGCAGGCGCCAUGCAGUACACCGGAAGCAAAUACAUCGGGGAAUAUAUAGAUGGGAGGAUGGAGGGCAAAGCCGAGUACAUCCUCCCUACUGAGACAAGAUAUGUUGGGGACAUGAAGGAUGGCAUGUUUCAUGGCGAAGGAACCCUGUACUUCCCCAGUGGGAGCCGAUACGACGCCAUUUGGGAUAAGGGAUUGGUCAUAAAGGUAUUUCUCAACUCACCAAUAUGGACCCACCUAGAAAAAUCCCCAAAGGUUGUUAUGAUUGUGGAGACGGGUUCUAUGACCCGGUCACGAGGAUAAUCAAGGACUACAGGAAUCGCUACCUGAGAAAUGCAGAUGACGAUGAGCAUGAGUGGAUUGUCCGGACCUGUCGGAAGGGCUGGGACGAGAUUGUGGGUCACAGGCCCAAGCUGUGAGCUCUGUAGCCACUCCACCAG
This is a messenger RNA of Loxodonta africana (African savanna elephant), 627 nucleotides long. It is a transcript of the gene MORN5, whose product is annotated as MORN repeat containing 5. The transcript is spliced from 4 exons. The record is from RefSeq and is a predicted model, not a curated record. The coding region runs from base 200 to 490 and encodes 96 amino acids. NCBI's taxonomy places the organism in Eukaryota, Metazoa, Chordata, Mammalia, Proboscidea, Elephantidae.